UCUUCGUUUCAGUUCUCUCAUUUCAUUGCUCUCCAAAGUUUACACAGUCUCUUCAUCAGCCAUAACUUAACCCCCUCUCCGCCACCACCGUCAUCAUCACCGGAGCAACCAUCAUCGCCGGAGCAACUUAUAUAACUCUUUUAUCUAUUUCCAGGUUAGAUGAACCACCGUCGUUUCACCAUUUUCUGUCAUUCAAUACUUACAAAACCUAGAAAAACAAAUGGGCCAUUUUCUUUAUUUAAUGCUGCAUAUAUGUACACAUCACCAAGAUACACAAAUCCAAUCAACAAGACCAAAACUUUUAAUAAUUUUCAGAGACCCAAUACAAGAAUUAGCCCGGACCCAAAUGACCCAUCAACCCUAAUGAAAGAAGAUGGUGUAUCUAUAUGCUCAGAAUUAUGGGUUGAAAGUUUUAGAAAUCCUAAUACAACUUUUAAUAAUUUGACUAAUUAUUUAAGAAGAUUUGAGUUAUGGGUUUUAGCUUAUCAAAAAGUAUGUGCUGAUGAAUUGGGUAGUUAUAUGCCGAAAAGUGAUGUACAGAGAUCAGCUUUAGAUGAUUUGUUAGCACUUAGGAAUGCUGUUCUUGAUAACCGUUUUCGGUGGGGUGCUAGGUUAGAGUUUUUUAUUAAGUCUCCGAAAGAUAAGACUGAGUAUGAGUCGUUGUCGAAAAGAAAGAUUCGCGCUAUUUUGACCACGACGCAACCUAGCCCGUUUCAAGAUAGGAUUGUUCAAGAGGUUUUGUUUAUGAUAUUGGAGCCUGUUUAUGAAGGGAGGUUUUCUGAGAAGUCGUAUGCGUUUAGACCAGGUAGGACUGCGCAUACGGCUUUGAGAGUUAUUAGGAGGAGUUUUGCUGGGUAUUUGUGGUAUAUUAAAGGGGAUUUGAGUACCGUUUUGGAUGGGUUGAAGGUUGGAAUGGUGGUAAGUGCUUUGAUGAGAGAUGUUAGAGAUAAGAUGGUGAUUGAUUUGGUGAAGUCAGCUAUGACUACUCCAGUGAUAACUAGCCCACCUGUUGAAAAAAAGAGAACGAAGAGGAAGUAUCAGAAAAAGAGGGUGUUGGCUGAAGACGAGCCUAAACCUGACCCAUAUUGGUUAGAAUCUUUUUUCGGGUUUGCACCUGAGGAGGCUGAAAAGGUUCCCACUUGGGGACAUUGUGGGAUUCUUAGUCCUUUGUUGGCUAAUAUAUGUCUAGAUGAAUUGGAUCGUUGGAUGGAGGGGAAAAUGAAGGAGUUUUAUAAGCCUUCGAAAAGUGAUGUGAUAUGGAAUAGUCCUGAAGGAGAAGUUGACCAAGGGAAUACAUCUUGGCCCGAAUUUGUUCCGACUAGUGGGCCUGACAAGACUCGGAAAAUAGAUUAUAUUCGUUUUGGUGGUCAUUUCUUGAUUGGAGUUCGUGGUCCUAGAGCCGAUGCAGCAAUUCUUAGAAAACAAUUAAUCGAGUUUUGUGAUGAGAAAUACAUGCUUAAGCUAGACAAUGAGAGUCUCCCUAUUGAACACAUAACAAAAGGAAUUAUGUUUCUUGAUCAUGUGUUAUGUCGUAGAGUUGUAUACCCAACUCUUAGAUAUACAGCAACCGGUGGUAAAAUCAUCAGUGAAAAGGGUGUUGGUACUCUGUUGUCUGUCACUGCAAGCCUUAAACAAUGCAUCAAACAGUUUAGAAAGUUAGGAUUUUUGAAGGGAGACAGAGAUCCUGAUCCACAACCGUGUUUCAGAAUGUUUCAUGCUACCCAAGCUCAUACUAAUGCACAGAUGAACAAGCUUUUGACUACGAUGGUCGAAUGGUAUAGAUAUGCCGACAAUCGAAAAAAGAUAGUGAAUUUUUGUUCGUAUAUCAUAAGGGGUUCGCUUGCAAAACUCUAUGCUGCAAAAUAUAAGCUUCGUUCACGGGCCAAAGUGUACAAAAUUGGUGAUAGAACUCUCAGGCGGCCUUUGAAGGAGAAAAAAGGGCUAUCACCUGAGUACAACGAUUUGUUAAGACAGGGUCUUUCUGAGUCGAUUGAAGGACUUCAUUACACACGAAUGUCGUUGGUACCUGAGACUGAUUACAGCCCGUUUCCAGUGGGGUGGAAGCCUGAUCACGAGAAGGCUUUGCUUGAAUAUAUAAGAUUGGAUGAUCCAAAAACAAAAGAAGAGAUUCAUACAAAUUUAACUGAAGAAGGUCUUAUAUCACCUCAAGAUUAUGUUUCCAUGCUUGUUUGGAAUUAUAAGAGAAACGCUGCCAUUAACGGUGUUAAUAGCUCCGAAGAAGAUAAAACAUUGUUGUUAGGAUCGAGUAUUCAAAAUGAUGAGCAAACGCUAGAAGACGAUGAAGGGCAUGAAGAACAGUUGCACGCUUCAAACGUUUGAGGUAAUUAUGUAAUUUGACCGUUUAGGUGCACAAGAAAUCUAUAGAUUGAAAGUUCAUAGAGUAGCAUGUAUAAUGCCCAUCUCCCUAUAUUCAAAUCAAUAUCAAUUCCAGAUUUGUGCUCACGUAUCAUUACGUUGUAACACAAUGUUAGAGGUGGAAAUGUCAUCUGCUUUUACAAAAUGAUCACCUUUUACAUUUCACGCAUUGAGUUAGAGGUGGAAAUAUGAGUGGGUGCAUGGGUCUGCAAAUUUUGUAUGGGUCAGUUUGGGAUGACCCAAAACUUGUCCGGUUUGUUUUAUUUUUAUAUUACUGUUAGAGCUAAGACACACAACUUUAACCCAUUCAAAAAUAAAUCAGUGGAAAUUGCUGCCUGUAAUUAAUUUUGAAGUUUAGUGAUAGUUUAUUUGUGAACUAAUUUUAAAUCA
This is a messenger RNA of Erigeron canadensis, 2766 nucleotides long. RefSeq names its product nuclear intron maturase 2, mitochondrial. The record is from RefSeq and is a predicted model, not a curated record. Bases 160 to 2340 code for a protein of 726 amino acids. NCBI's taxonomy places the organism in Eukaryota, Viridiplantae, Streptophyta, Magnoliopsida, Asterales, Asteraceae. The transcript has a single exon. Gene Ontology annotation, biological process: mRNA processing.